UCUAGAGUAGCUUGAAUCCCUUUACCAGAGACUACAGCUCGCGUAACCAGACCCUUCCUAUAGACAUUUUUUCCAAGUUCCAGGAACCUCCCUGAGAUCCCCCUUCAGAAAUUGAGAGUAGUCUUCCUGUUGUUGAAAGCCACGUGACACUACUCAAUCCCGGGUGGAAUCCCUAAACACUGUGUAGUCCAGACUUGUAAAACUCGUUCCAUCCUCCCCCUCCCUUUUUUUGAGUCUCCUCAAAUUAUCCUAUUUGAGUCUGCCAUCUGUUUCCCGCAGAGCCUGGCAGGAAAAACCUUAGCCAAGUCUGAACAGAAAACUGUUCAGGAUUCUGGAGGGGAGGACUGGACACAGAAGGCAGGGGUUGGCUAAACGCCAUCAGAAGUCUAGAUGGACCAGGGUGGGGUGAGGUUGGGUACAGUAGGUGCAUGACCAGAAGUGCGUGGUGAGUGACCCAGCGAAGGAAAGCCUAAUUGUGCGGGAUGUCCCGAGUAGGCCUAUCCCCAAUGCGGUGUGUGUUUUCUCCUCACAGCAUGCGGGAGACCCCGGGGCGCGAGGAGUCGGAGCCGGGCAUGGAGGCCCCAUGCGCGGCACCGUGCCACGCGCAGCGCAUCCUGCAGACACUCAACGCGUACCGGCGGAGCGGCACCCUCACCGACGUGGUGCUGCGAGCCGGCGGCCGCGACUUCCCGUGCCACCGCGCCGCGCUUAGCGCGCACGUGCGUCUGCCGCUGCUGGCGCCCGCCUACUUCCUGGAGAAGGUGGAGGCCGAUGAGCUGCUGCAGGCCUGCGGCGACUGCCGCCCGCUGCUGCUUGAAGCCCGCGCCUGCUUCAUCCUGGGCCGGGAGGCGGGCGCAGUGCGGGCCCGGCCACGGAGAUUCAUGGACCUAGCCGAAAUGAUCGUGGUCAUUGGCGGGUGCGACAGAAAAGGGCUUCUGAAGCUGCCUUUCGCCGAUGCUUACCACCCAGAAAGUCAGCGCUGGACCCCGCUGCCCAGCCUGCCUGGGUACACACGCUCUGAAUUUGCCUCCUGUGCACUUCGAAAUGACAUUUACGUUUCUGGAGGUCACAUCAACAGCAGAGAUGUCUGGAUGUUUAGCUCCCAUCUGCACACCUGGAUCAAGGUUGCCUCCAUGCACAAGGGCAGGUGGAGGCACAAGAUGGUGGCCCUGCAGGGACAGCUCUUUGCAGUGGGUGGUUUCGAUGGCCUGCGGCGCCUGCGCAGCGUUGAGCGCUACGACCCAUUCUCCAACACUUGGGAGGCCACGGCGCCCCUGCCGGAGGCCGUGAGCUCUGCAGCGGUGGCGCCCUGCGCUGGUCAGCUCUACGUGAUUGGGGGCGCUGGGCAGGAUGGUGUCAACACUGACAAGGUGCAAUGCUUUGACCCCAAGGAGGACCAGUGGAGCCUGCGGUCACCGGCACCCUUCCUGCAGCGGUGUCUGGACGCUGUCUCCCUGGAGGACACCAUUUACGUGGUGGGCGGCCUCAUGAGUAAGAUUUUCACCUACGACCCGGGCGCCGACGUCUGGGGAGAGGCAGCUGAGCUGCCAGGCCCUGUGGAGAGCUGUGGCGUGACGGUGUGUGACGGGAAAGUCCACAUCCUUGGUGGGCGGGACGAACAUGGGGAAAGCACCAAUAGUGUCUUCACCUUUGACCCUAGCAGUGGGCAGGUGGAAGCCCAGCCAUCACUACAACGCUGCACCAGCUCGCACGGCUGCGUCACCAUUGUCCAGAGCCUGAGCAGAUGACGGGACAGCCUGAACCAGAGGAGGAGAAAAUUG
Molecule: messenger RNA, 1781 nt
Organism: Myodes glareolus (Bank vole)
Lineage: Eukaryota; Metazoa; Chordata; Mammalia; Rodentia; Cricetidae
Source: RefSeq, a predicted model, not a curated record